Messenger RNA from Branchiostoma floridae (Florida lancelet), 2294 nucleotides. Its product is annotated as acid-sensing ion channel 5-like. Gene Ontology annotation, molecular function: ligand-gated sodium channel activity. The record is from RefSeq and is a predicted model, not a curated record. NCBI's taxonomy places the organism in Eukaryota, Metazoa, Chordata, Leptocardii, Amphioxiformes, Branchiostomatidae. Gene Ontology annotation, biological process: sodium ion transmembrane transport. The transcript is spliced from 11 exons. Gene Ontology annotation, cellular component: membrane. The coding region runs from base 365 to 1876 and encodes 503 amino acids.
UACCUUUCACACAUGACGUAUCACCAGUCCCACGUAACUAGCAACACGCCUUGCUUACUUGCGAAGCUUAAUGGUGAAAAGUAAACAAAGAACACAAUACUGCCCAACCCACUAUUUAAAUGGGCAGGGUAUGUUUUGGCGUGACCUCGUGGACGCUGCACAUACAGCAGUAUGUAUGUCAGAGCAGGAUUGACACAACUACUGGGUCCGCCUUUAGAGGCUCCUUAACCUAGAAUUCUACCAAAGUCGGCUAUCCAACUAGGGAUCAAUUCCUGAGAACCGGUCAGAGACCACCACGAUUAUCAGCUUGGAGAUCAUCAACACCCACCAUUUCAGAAGACCCCAUACACAAUAAAAAAAAAACAUGGAUGGCAAACAAAAAUCUCCACAGGAUGCUCUGGACCACGAGUUUGCCAACUCCACCACGUGCCAUGGCGCGUCUCGGAUCGCCAAUGCCAAAAACAGACCGCACAUGACGAUGUGGACUCUGGUCUUUUUAGCUGCGUUUGGCCUGUGCACGUGGCAAGUUUCCGACAGGUUCCAAAACUAUUUCGCGUACCGUACUGGCACAGAGAUAGACGUGCAGCUGGAGAGCGAGCUGAAUUUUCCGGCGGUCACUAUCUGUAACUUUAACAGAAUCCGUGCUUCGGGCGUUUCAAUAAACGACCAGUUAUACCUGGGAGCCGCGUUCUACAUCCCAACCUUGGUGGGCGAUCCGGAGGCUCUUAACGCCUACCUGAACGGUGUGGACUGGGAUUCCUUCGGGGCGUCGGCGGAGCUUCUGGGGGACUAUGCCGGCUACACCCGGCGGAAUGGGUUCGUGCUGGACAACAGCACGCUUUUAGAGUGUUUUUGGCGCGGGAGGCCAUGUUACGCGGAGAACUUCACCCACGUGUUCACGACUUACGGAAACUGCUGGACAUUCAACGGGGACAAAAACAGUCCCUUAAAACAGACAACACCGGGGGCCGGCAACGGUCUCAAGAUGACUCUGGACAUACUUACGGACGAAUACACAGAGAACCCACUAACUGGAUAUCUCGAGUAUGGCCUCGUAUUCCAAGUACAUGACCAGAACGAACCGCCCCGGCCGGAAUUGGUCGGUACUGCAGUCGCACCUGGAAGUCACACCUACGCCAGCACCUUCCAGACGCACUACAAGAACGAGCCGUCCCCCUGGGGCCAGUGUGACCCAAAGAAAGGUCAGAACUACCUGGAUUACUACGACACCUACACCCUGCCGGGCUGCCUGCUGGAGUGCCGCGCGAAACUUGUGGAGUCGUGCGGCUGUAGACCUAUGUAUUAUCCAGGUACCUUAGACUAUUGUUCACCACUGAACCUCAGCUCGUGCGUUUUACCAACGUUAGCCACCUUUCUGCAGGAGAAUAACGAGUUUGACGCCUGUGGCUGCACGGUGCCGUGUGAACACACAUCCUACCACACCACAGUCUCGUACGCAGGGUACCCUUCACCACAAGCCGCCUCGUAUUUAGAGACAGUUUUCAAUGUCAGCAGAGGGUAUAGUAGCGUAAACAUCGUUCUUCUUGACGUGUACUACCAUGAACUGAGGAGCACCACGUUAGAACAGUUUAAAGCAGUCACCCAGUCUGGACUGAUCAGUGACGUAGGUGGACAGCUCGGUUUCUUCAUCGGUGUGAGCGUCAUCACCUUGUUCGAGUUCUUCGAGUAUCUGGUCAUGAAAUUUCUUGUCUUCGCCUGCUAUUCUAAGAUGGAAUCUGAGACGGAAAAGCCAGACAGAGAACAGUCAACUAAGGAAAACAGUAGUGUGCCUCCUGAAAAUAAAGGGGCACUCGCUACAGAGCUCCAGACGAUGCCAAAAACUCAGAAAGGACUUGCAGAAAUCCAGGUUUCUUGACCUCGAGGAUACCGAAGAAAUUCACUUUCUUUGUUUCUUGUUGAAGAACACAGACGAGCGAUGCAUUAAUCAUGACAUUGAAUAUCUAAUACAGUAUUGUGAUAUUCAAUAUUUCAAAUUUCGUCAAUAUUAGUCUAUCUAGUCAUAUUGCGACAAGCGUUUCUUGGAUCAUGGCCAGUACAAUUUGAAUAUAUAGGCUAACACGCUUAAUGGUGUGUUUGUAUUAGGUUUGGCUCGUAUAUAAAUGAUAUGAAUGAAAUGGAUUGUAUAGUAGUGUAUAUGAAAGCGCUCUACACACAAGCGGUGCCAGUAAUAUGAAUACUGUGACUGAAUUAUAAUGUUAUAAUAUAUUUCACUGCAUGCAUUGCUCACACACGUACAUGUAUAUAAUGUUUCUCAUUGCAACUUGAAACGUUUA